AUGAAAACGAUAGUGUAAAAACCCUAGCCGCUUCUCUAACCCUCUUUUGCUUCAGGGGUGCCUCUCUUCUCCUCUCCUUUGCAUUCUAGACCAUUGAGUUAGUGAAGACGUAGCAGAGAAGAGAUCAUGGUGCACGUCUCUUUCUAUAGGAACUAUGGGAAGACUUUCAAGAAACCCCGACGUCCUUAUGAGAAGGAGCGUUUGGAUGCAGAGUUGAAGUUGGUUGGAGAAUAUGGGCUUCGUUGUAAGAGGGAGUUGUGGAGGGUUCAAUAUGCAUUGAGCCGAAUCCGAAACAAUGCUCGGAUGCUCUUAACACUUGAUGAAAAGAACCCGCGUAGGAUUUUUGAGGGAGAGGCUCUGCUUAGGAGGAUGAACAGGUAUGGUCUUUUGGAUGAGAGUCAGAACAAGCUCGAUUAUGUCUUGGCCCUUACUGUGGAGAAUUUCCUUGAGCGUCGUCUCCAAACUCUCGUGUUCAAGUCUGGUAUGGCAAAGUCAAUCCAUCAUGCUAGAGUGCUCAUCAGGCANGGGCGCUCAACAAGGUAA
Messenger RNA from Cucurbita pepo subsp. pepo (vegetable marrow), 543 nucleotides. NCBI's taxonomy places the organism in Eukaryota, Viridiplantae, Streptophyta, Magnoliopsida, Cucurbitales, Cucurbitaceae. The record is from RefSeq and is a predicted model, not a curated record.